CCACUCAAUUCAGUAGGUGGUGGCGGACUGGUAACUCCAUUAGAUUAGCACCUCAAAGAGACAAAUUAAUGCUGUGGUGAAACGCAGGUUCAAAUCCUAACAAGGCAGCUGGUGCAGUAGAAAUUCAAUCUUCCAAAAAAGAAACAAUUCUGGACUUGAAAAUUAGACUGUUCAUUGUCGACCAACCGAUUAAUGAACUUUCUGUCUCGGCAAGGUUCUUGUUGCCUAAAAGAUGGGAUGACUCCCCUCACAAACGUCUAGCAAACCAUCCAGCCCAAGAGGAUGGGCAGAAAGUACCGAUCUUUGCAGCGACGCCCACCUGGCUUAUAAAGUCAAUUUUUUACAAAUAAAGACAGCCUGGCGGAUUGGAAUGACUCACCUGAGGAAGGUGGGGCUUUGUGCAUCCAGCCUUUUUCCCCCUGAUGUCACCUUCGCCUCGCCCUAAGGAGAGUUGCUGUGUGGCGGAGCGAGUGUAACUCUGCAGCCGGGGUGACGGUCUAACUUUCGGAUUGCAUGGACUGAUCGGACAUUAUAAACACACACGGACACCGAGGCGGGGGUGGGAAAGGAGUAAGUGCUGAAGAUGAACGUGACGCAGGAGAAUUAUUUCCUCAAGUCCGCCUUGCCCACGGACGCCCCGGUCUCUACCUUGGCUAUGCCCUCGGACACACAGCUCGACCACAGGGAGCACCGAGCCGAGCAGAAGAGCAUGAGGGUGCAGGAGCAAGUCCGAACCAUGCUCCGCAGUAGCAGCAGUAGCCGGGCCGGUUCGGUGUGCGGAGGCUCUGUUAGUGGAGAUUCUUUUGGAAUGAUGAGAUAUCCAGUGGCAACCAUGCCAAGCUUCGGUUCCAAGUCUCAAGCUUUUGUAACUGACAGAAAGUACGCUACUACCAAGCCGUCCAUGUAUAAACAGGGGACGAGUCAAAACUGGUCAUCUCGUUCAGCGGUGGGGGAUUACUCCUUUAAAGGGGCAACCACAGGAGACCAAUAUUUCAGGAAAAGAGAGGAGACUGUUUCUCACUACAGACCCAUUUCAUUUCAUCAGACUUCCAGACCACAGUCCUAUCAUCAGUCCACAACCUACAGACAUGUGAACCAAGGACUAAUGGAUCAACAGGACAUUGACAACUUGUCACUGCACUCAAUGCAGCUACCUGGCAAACAUGCUGAGAUUGUGAGGAAGAAAUCUUGGUCUGCAGCACAAAUGAAUGGACAGGCCAUUUACCAAAGAGCAGAUGAUAGAGAGGCCAACUUGGUCUUGGACCAGGUUGAUAACGGCUAUCCAUCCUCACACGGGCGCAAUGGCUUUAGCAGCAGCACCUACAGCAUGAGCCACACGAUCAGUAAAUCUCCAGCCAAGCAAAUGAGUAGCACGACCAUGGGCCUGCCCAGAUCCUUAAGUGGCACAGCGGGCAUGGCUAGUUACUCAGUGGAAGGGACGGAAGAGACGUCUGGUGGUCGACAAAUCAGACCCCCGGCUCAGCGCACUUUGCAAAGGGUCCAGCAAAGCAACAAAGCAAUUCGGGGAAGAACAGGUUCGGGUUCCUACUCAAGUUUGCAAAUGAUACGCACUCCAUCCCUUCGCAGCUUGGGCAGAACGGAUGCCGGUGUCCGAGAACUGGGAGACCAAGAGUUUGAAGAGGCGAGGCUUGAUGCGAUACAAAGGGCGCAGCUGAGCCAAUCUGACGAUUUGGAUCUGCCAACCGCUGUCAAACUUCUGGAUUCUUCUGACGUGAACAGUCAAGUGAUCGGAGCUGGAUACAUCCAACAUGAGUGCUACCAUGAUGCGGGUGCUAAAGAGCAUGCUUAUAACUUGAAGGCGAUCCCUAAGCUGGUGAAACUCUUCAAUCACGAUGCAGUCGAAGUGCAACGGAGUGCAACAGCAGCAAUGCGCAACUUGAUCUAUAACAACACCACAAACAAACAGGAACUGGUCAAGCAGAAUGGAAUCCCCAAGAUGAUGCAGGCAAUCAAAGUCAUUGAUGAAGAACUGAAGGCCAACAUCACGGGAAUCCUGUGGAAUCUAUCUUCCAGUGAGAAUCUGAAGAGCACUCUUGCCCGAGAUACACUAGAGAAGAUCACAGAAGAGAUCCUUGCCCCAUCCUCGGGUUGGGGUAGUAGUGUGAGCAUCCGGCCAUUAGCUUCAGAGGAUGAAGUCUUCUACAAUACCACUGGUUACAUUCGAAAUCUGAGUUCAGGAAAAGAAGAAACACGUCAGAAAAUGCGGGAAUGUAAAGGUUUAGUGGACUCUCUGGUCUACUUUAUCCAGCAAUCUCUUGAAAACAAUGCAGCCAGCAAGAGCGUGGAGAAUUCAGCCUGUGUCCUGCGCAACUUGUCCUACCGGCUGUAUGAAGAAAUACCAUCUUUUUAUCAAAACCGAUUGGAGGGCCCUGGCAGGAAUGACAGAAGUGUGAAGAAAGAUGAUGUUGUGGGAUGUUUCACUCCUCAGAGUAGGAAAGUGAAAGAGAUCAAUACAGAGUCGGCAAUAUUUUCAGAAGUUACAAAAGAUCCCAAAGGAAUCGAGUGGCUUUGGAAUCCAGCUGUCGUCAGAGUGUACACUGGGCUCCUAGACAAGAGCGAGGCCAACCAGCAAACCACUGAAGCUGCCUUGGGGGCUCUACAAAAUAUUACAGCAGGAGACUUCAGGUGGGCCUCUGUGAUAAGUCGCAUAACAAUGGAUCAAGACAGAACAUGGUACACUCUCAUGAAUUAUUUGAACAGCAACAAUGACAAUGUACUUAAGUCAUUGACUGGUCUGCUUCGAAAUCUUACAGUCCAUGCAAGGAACAAGGAGGAUGUAGCAAUCAAGCUGAUUGGACCACUCCUGCAAAAGUUACCAGAGGAUGGCAGUUUCUCUUCACCAUCAAACGAGGUGGCAGCUAAUAUUUGCAUGAUACUGAACAAUCUGGUUGUGGAGACUAGUGAAGCUCCAAGACAGAUUGUGAACCAUAAUGGAUUAAGGAAACUCAUGAACAUCAAACACCGAAGAGAUAGUGAAGCUGAGAAAGCAGUAAAAGCUGCCAGCAGUCUUUUGGGAAAUAUGUGGUAUUACAAGUCCUUGCAUCGUGAAUACAAGUCAAGAGGUUACCAAAAAGACGCUUUUGUGUUCAACUGAGGUCAAGUCUGCUACCGAAUUCCUUAAUCAAAGCUACAGACAAGUGGAUACUACUGAAGACUGCUCCCCAAGAAGGAUAACUUCACUGUUAUCUAUUCUAUUUUUCUUUUGUAUGUG
Molecule: messenger RNA, 3232 nt
Organism: Stegostoma tigrinum
Lineage: Eukaryota; Metazoa; Chordata; Chondrichthyes; Orectolobiformes; Stegostomatidae
Product: plakophilin-3-like
Exons: 13
Coding region: 584-3115 (843 amino acids)
Biological process (GO): cell-cell adhesion; cell-cell junction assembly
Cellular component (GO): plasma membrane; nucleus; adherens junction
Molecular function (GO): cadherin binding
Source: RefSeq, a predicted model, not a curated record